AUGCCCUCGCUCUUCAAAUCCAAGGCCAAGUCCAACGGCGAGUCCAAGGACGACACCCCUUCCCAGCCAACCCAUCGGCCCAAUGGCAGUCUCCACGAGGCCCCUCCAGCCUACGCUGCUGCCCAGCCUGUACAGAAUCCUCCCGAUGUCGUCGACAUAACCGCCGCUUUCUCGAGCCUGAACAUCUCGCCCACGCCCCAAGACCCCACCGUCGACACCUGCCUCGCCCACCUGAAGCUCCUCUACGCCUUGCAGUCCCUCAAGGAAGAUGUCGGCUACACGGACGGGCUGUGGGAUAUCUGGGACAGCCGUGCUGACGGCCAGGAUUCCGAUAUCGACACAGAGCUCCCCGACGACCUCCUCCCGCCAUCUGCUGCUGAGGCCGUAGAUCUGCGCGGCUCGCAAGGAGAGAAGGGCAGGUUAGCACCGUCCGAUAUACAAAAGAUCCGUCUGAGCAAGAUCCGCGAGAAGAGAUGGGCCCUGUUUGUCGCUCGCGCCGUCGACCGCUACGAGGCCUGGUGGAACGUGUUCCCCAAGACAAUGCUAAGGGAGGCCGACAUGAACGACCAGUCGGGGGCAAAGUACCACCACUUUGUCGACGAGACCGCAUACCUGCGGUGGACACAGGACAUGCUGCCCCCGCUUGAUGUGCUGAUGGUGUGGCACGCACACAUGCUCAAUCCCCGCGCCUACCUCGAAGAUACCCUCCGCUGCGGCCUUUCCUCUCUAUGGGCCACCGGAAUGCCCUGGGGCGUCAUCUCGUCCGCCAUCGACACCGACUUCAACUACGAUGUAUCGGCCGAGACAAAGGCGGCGUGGGUGGCCAGCACGGGUCGCAACUGGGAGAAUGCAGACGACGCCACCACCAAACACAUCAAGUGCCCCGCCUGCCAGAUAACCAUAGAGCAUCCAUGGACAAACUGCGGGGCAGGUGAGGCAUCCAAGACUCCCGCUUUCGGUGGCUUGGUGGGGUCCGGAUAUGGUGACGGCCAGUUCAAGCGUCCGUGUCCGUCGUGUGGGAUACAGAUCGACAAGGAGCUGCUGUCUGUUGCCAAAUUCACGAAAGACGCCCAGUCUCUAGUCGUCAACUCCGUUCCGAUGCCCGGGACGAUCCUCGAUCCUAUCAAAGGGAGUCCGGAGCCGGUCCCCAUAGAUAUGCGCGGCCCAACCUUCCCUCGAACGUUUCCAAACCGGAUGAUCGCCAGCAAGCUCAUUUCUCAGAUUGCCGGCCUUGUCCAACCUGGCUCAACACCACGUCCCACUAUGGAAAAUGUACGCGACAAGAUCGAGGAAGUCCUGCGCGACGGUGUGGCCCUGCGAGAGAUCGAGGGUCGGCCCGCCUAUGGUCGCGGGAGGAUCUUCACGGCAGCCAAGAUCUGCGUCCGCAAAAUGAUGUCCCGCUACUGGGAGAACUUCAGUCCCUUCGCCUUGGACCUCAGCGGUGCUGUCAUGAGGCAAGGCGUCUUCACUGGCAAGAUGUACCAGAUCGACUGGCUACAUAGCCCAGCGUGCCGCGAGACCAUGACCCGCCUGGUCAAAAAGUACGAGAGGUUCAUCUCCCUCAUGGCGGAUAACCCUACCAAGACAUGCGUGCCGACCUUGGACGUGGACCUCGCAUGGCACACCCACCAGCUCUCCCCUAGCGCCUAUUACGCCUACACCACGGCCCGGACGACCAAGUUCAUCGACCACGACGACAAGAUCGACGAAGACAAGCUCUCCGAUUGCUUCGCGUGGACCGUCAAGGCCUACCAGGCCAAGUACUCGGUCGUCUACAGCGAGUGCACCUGCUGGUACUGCGAGACCAUCCGAUCGACCCACAUCAACACCGUGUCGCGUGUCCUCGGCGUGUCGGACCAGGACAAGGCCGCCGAGAACUUCCACGCGUCGGGCCAGGCCCAGUUCUGCCCACCCGACAAGAGCGCUCACAUAUCCUCCCACAAUGCCGUGCGCGCCGCGCCUGACGUCUCCUCCGCCAAGGAGAGACUCACGGCCUAUGCCCGGGACAGAAAGUACCGCCAGCUCGAGCUCAACUACGAAAAGGCCCGCCGGCGCGCCGAGAAGAAGGGCCGCAAGCUGCCGCCUCGUGACCAAUACUACGACCACUGGGGAUACUCGUACUUCAUGUACAGCCCCUUUAUUUACCCCAUGUAUUUCACGCCGGGCAUGUACUACGGUUGGGAUCCCGGGCUGGUGGUGCAUGUGGAGGAGGAGGCGGAGGCGGCUGUGGAGGCGGUGGAGGGGGAGGUGGUGGCUGUGGCGGCGGCGGAGGUGGUGGCGGCUGUGGUGGUGGGGGAGGAGGAGGAGGAUGUUGAAGGCCUGAUUGAGAUCUAA
This is a messenger RNA of Diaporthe citri, 2334 nucleotides long. RefSeq lists its product as uncharacterized. Bases 1 to 2334 code for a protein of 777 amino acids. The transcript has 4 exons. Lineage: Eukaryota; Fungi; Ascomycota; Sordariomycetes; Diaporthales; Diaporthaceae. The record is from RefSeq and is a predicted model, not a curated record.